AUGGCGACGACACUCUUCCUGCUUGCGACUCUGGGCUCCGCCUUCAUCAUGGCCGCCGGCACGGGUCAAAAUCAGACUUUGCCCCCAAGGCCCAACUUCGUCUUUAUAAUGACGGAUGAUCAAGAUGUGCGCAUGAAGUCUUUGGAUUACCAGGACGUUGUCAAAGAGCAGCUGAUGAAAAAGGGCACGACAUUCACAAAGCACUUCUGCACGGUUUCAGUCUGUUGUCCGUCGAGGGUCUCUCUGCUCACCGGAAAGGCCGCCCACAACACCAACGUUACCUCCUUGACUUGGCCAUACGGCGGAUACUUGAAGUUCACGGCGCAGGGACUCAACGACGCCUACUUGCCGGUGUGGCUUCAAAACCACGGCUACAACACGUACUACACUGGGAAGCUGAUGAACGACCACAGCACCACGACGUAUAACAAGACCUUUGCCAACGGAUGGACCCGAUCUGACUUCCUGCUUGAUCCUCACACGUACAGCUACACGAAUAGCGUCAUGGCGCUGGACAAGGAGGAAUACAGGAGCAUCAAGGGGCUGUACUCGACCGACUUCAUCGCCAACAGGUCUCUAGAGUUCCUCGGCAACGCCGUUGCGGCCGGGAAGCCCUUCUUCCUGGGCGUCGCGCCCGUCGGUCCCCAUUCGUACGUCGAUUCUGGCAGAGGCUUUUCGAAUCCGGUUCCUGCAGAACGACACAAGAACCUGUUUCCCGGCGUCAGGGUUCCUCGCUCUGCAAACUUUAACCCAAGCAAGCCCGGGGACGCGAGCUAUCUCAAGACGCUUCCUCGGCUGAGCUCGACCCAAGUCAGCUACCUCGACGGCUUCUACCGCUCUCGAUUGCAGGCGCUACAAUCCAUCGACGACAUGGUUGGGCGCAUCGUCGACGCGCUCGACAAGACCCCCAGCGUGCUCGCCAACACGUACAUUAUUUACACCAGCGACAACGGCUACCACCUCGGGCAGCACCGCCUGCCGCCCGGCAAGGCGUGCAACAUCGAGGAGGACAUCAACGUGCCCUUCAUCGUGCGAGGCCCCGGCGUCGCGCAGGGCCAAGAGGUCUCUCUCCCGACGUCUCACACCGACAUUGUCCCCACGCUGUUCCGUCUCGCACGCCUCCCCCUGCACGACGACUUUGACGGUGUUCCCAUGCCCGUCACGCCCGACUCCCGGCGUCAGAAGGCGCAUCGGCACCCCAACGAGCACGUCAACGUGGAAUACUGGGGCGGCGGCAACCACGACGGCCAGGGCGUCUUUGAGGAUUCCGCCAGGCUCAUGCGCCAAAACACAUACAAGACGCUCCGCCUCGUCGGCCGAGACCACGACCUGAUGUACGCCGUCUGGUGUACGAACGAGCACCAGCUGUACGACAUGAGGGACGAUCCGUACCAGAUGAAAAACUUGUACGGGACGAAGGGAAACACUUCUCGCUAUUCCAUACCUGCCCUGACGGCCCGUCUGGACACUCUGCUCCUCACGCUCAAGAAUUGCAAAGGCAAGGUGUGCAGAGAGCCGUGGAGGACCCUCUUCCCCGGGCCUGACGACGCCGUUGUCUCCCUCGACCAGGCCAUGGACGCCAAGUACGACGGCUUCUUUGCCAAGCAGGAAAAGGUGACGUUUUCGAAAUGCGCGUAUGGUCAGUUGCUCGAGUUCGAGGGAGCCCUGCGGCCGGCCAUCUACAAGGACAGCCGGGCCUGA
Metarhizium album ARSEF 1941 is the source of this 1701-nucleotide messenger RNA. RefSeq names its product arylsulfatase precursor. Gene Ontology annotation, biological process: phenol-containing compound metabolic process. Gene Ontology annotation, molecular function: glycosaminoglycan binding; N-acetylglucosamine-6-sulfatase activity; arylsulfatase activity. The record is from RefSeq and is a predicted model, not a curated record. The transcript has 5 exons. Lineage: Eukaryota; Fungi; Ascomycota; Sordariomycetes; Hypocreales; Clavicipitaceae. Bases 1 to 1701 code for a protein of 566 amino acids.